CUUUUGGGAGAGGCAUCACCGAUUGAGGAGCUACUCACUUGUAGGGGGUGGGGAGACAAAUCUCAGUUGCCUUUGAGAGUGUGGAGGACAGUGGAGUUUCCAGCAGACAGGUGGGGUUUCCUGUUCUUAGCCAUCCUGUGAAGCUUUACCUACUCACAAAUUGGGACGUGGCUUGGUGCAGAAUUAUGGACCCUAAACACUGGACCCUGGAUGACAUUCGCUGGUUGGCACACAGCGGGCUUCUUCAUUUCGUCAACACAUUAAGAGAAACGGAUGCUUCCAAAGCUGUUCCGGCGAUUUUGGAGGCCGGUGAGUCAGGCUCCCCAUCAGUUUGCUGCAGCCCCAGUACUCCUGCCCAGGUCCUGGAAGAAAUUGGUUACCUGUAUGAAGAACCCCAGCUGCUCAGCGGCAGGCAAGAUGAUUCCCCAUUCAUGGUAGAGGUGACCACUAGUCUUGACACGGAAGACCCCCUGAGCAACUUCCACCCUCCGCACUUCCUCCAGGUCUCAGAGGUGGAAAUGAGAGGUUCGGAGGAUGCUAUCCCUCGCACUGUGUUACAGCGGCUGAUCCAGGAGUUGCGCUAUGGCAACCCGAACGAGAACAUGAACCUGCUGGCCGUUCAGCACCAGGCCACGGGGAGCACGGGACCGUCCAACUCGGCUGCCAGCACGCUCUCUUCUUCUUCCGCCGAGAACCUCCCGCCGGAAGACCCACAAAUGGUCCAGCAGUCGGCGCGGCAGGAACCACAGGGCCAGGAGCAUCAAGGGGACAAUACUGUGAUGGAGAAGCAGCCCAGGGGAAGCUCCCAGCCUCAGCAGAACAAUGAGGAACUGCCAACCUACGAGGAGGCCAAAGCCCAGUCCCAGUUUUUCAGGGGCCAGCAGCCCAGUGCCGUCGGGCAGAGUGGCUUUUACGGGGCCGUGGCCUCCUGCCCGAAGUCCAGGACGGAAGGCAGGCCGACUCUGGCCCGGGCCAACAGCGGGCAAGCGCACAAAGACGACGCUCUGAAGGAGCUCAAGCAGGGCCACGUGAGGUCUCUGAGCGAGAGGAUCAUGCAGCUGUCCUUGGAGAGAAACGGCGCGAAGCAGCAUCCCCCCAUCUUGGGCAGAAGCAAAGGGUUCAAAACAGGGGGGCCGCUCUCGUCCCAGAUGGCGGGCAAAGGCCUGGAACUGAGGGGCCCGCCUCCGGAGUAUCCCUUCAAAAGCAAACAGGUGGUGUCCCCAGUGAGUAAAACUCAGGAGCACGGGAUGUUCUUCAACGACCAGCACUCGACCGUGAUUCAGGAGGUGGCCAAGACGCCCUAUUCAGUUCCGCAGCCAGCGAGGACCGAAGUCGCCUCUGUCCGAUAUCAGGCUCCUCCGGAAUACAACACAAGCAGCCGUCAGAGCCAGGCGUCUUUUCCAUCCCUCCCCAUGCAACGGCAUCACAGCCCGAUGUCCUCCCAGGCCUCCUCCCUCACUGGCCCGCUGCAUUCUGUGUCUUUGCUGCCACUUUCCAUGGCCACGGGGUCCCAGUCUCUGCCCGCCACGCCACCCAACCAGCAGCCGCUCCCGCCGGAUGCCUUUGCGAUUGUGCAGCGAGCUCAGCAGAUGGUCGAAAUGCUGUCCGAAGACAACGAAGCCCUGCAGAAGGAGCUGGAGGGCUACUACGAGAAAGCAGACAAGCUUCAGAAGUUCGAAAUAGAAAUUCAGAGGAUUUCGGAAGCUUAUGAAGACUUAGUGAAGACCACCACCAAGAGAGAGUCGCUGGACAAGGCGAUGCGGAACAAACUGGAGGGUGAAAUCCGGCGACUCCAUGACUUCAACCGGGACUUGCGGGAGCGACUGGAGACAGCCAACAGGCAAAUGGCCAGCAGACAGUUUGAUGGACUUGAAGAUAAGAUGACAGAGGGUCUCUAUGCCUCUCAGAAUAAAGAGAAGCUGGAGAUGGAGCUGACAGCCGUGCGCCUUACUAACGAGGAGCAGCGAAGGCACAUUGAAAUCCUGGACCAGGCCCUGAACAACGCUCAAGCCAGAGUCAUCAAACUGGAAGAGGAGUUGCGGAAAAAGCAAGUGCAAGUGGAGAAAGUGGAGAAGCUUCAGCAAGCGCUGGCGCAGCUUCAGGCCACCUACGAAAAGCGAGAGCAACUGGAGCGCCGCUUGCGCACGAGGCUGGAGAGGGAGCUGGAAUCUCUGCGGAUGCAGCAGAAGCAAGGCAACUACCAAGCAUCCACCCUGCCAGAGUACAACGUUCCUGCCUUGAUGGAGCUGGUGCGGGAGAAGGACGAGAGGAUUCUGGCUCUGGAAGCUGACAUGACCAAGUGGGAGCAGAAGUAUUUGGAAGAGAGCGCCAUUCGGCACUUCGCCAUGAAUGCUGCGGCCACGUCGGCCACAGAGAAGGAUCCUUUAGCCAUUAAUCACUCACGGAGUGGCAGCUACAGCGAGAGCUCUCUGGAGGUCCGGGUGUGGCAGGAGGAAGAAGAGAUUUUGCAGGUCAACCGGAGGUGCCAGGAUAUGGAAUACACAAUAAAGAACCUGCAUGCAAAAAUCAUCGAGAAAGACGCCAUGAUCAAGGUCCUUCAGCAGCGGUCCAGAAAGGAUCCUGGCAAAAGCAACACGGCCAGCUUGCGGCCCGCCCGGUCAGUCCCGUCGAUUGCUGCAGCAACAGGAACGCAUUCCCGCCAGACCUCCCUCACCAGCAACCAGAUGGCUGAGGAGAAGAAAGAAAACAGGACUUGGAAAGGGAGCAUAGGACUGCUCUUGGGAAAGGACCCCCAGGAUCAUUCAUCUGUACCUUCGCUGCCACCUCCGCCGCCAUCUUUGGUAUCAGCAAUGUCCUCAUGGCCAGUGGCAGUCUGCCAUGCUAAAAUGGAGAGCAAAGAUAGUGGCACUCAGACAGAAAAGGGAUCUGAGCUUUUCUGGCCAAGUUCGGCUUCUUUCCCAGGACGGGGCAAGUUUGGUAACACUCCCGCUGGCAGCCCGGCUCUGAGGCACACGGCAGCCAAGAGUGUUGGUGAAAGAUUAGAGUACUCUCCCAGCCACGGGAAGCUACCGGAGAGCAAAGGACGUCUGAGCAGCCUGCUUCAAAAGCCCGAAUUCCCGGAUCCGGACAUGGUGGAAGUCCUCAUCUAAAGCUGUGGCAGCUUCCUCCGCUUCUAAUGCCAAGUGCACAUAACUCCCAGGAGGAUCUCAUUGUCGCUGUUGUGCAAACCUUGAGAACUUUGGAAAAUAAAUAAAAGGUAGAAUGAGGAAGAUGAAAUCUGGAAGGAAACUACCAGGUGAACCUGACUUUGUUCUUUUAAAGGAGGAGGUCGGAGUAAUGAAUGGAUAUUUGGACUGCAAUAGACAAUCAAAGGAGUAUUGGCCACAGAGACGUGAAUGAAGAAGGCAAUAGCAGCGGUGUGUAGGAAGGUGCAUUUUCUGUUGUGAUGAACGUAUCUUUCUUGCAGAUCUGUAGAAGGUGUGCCAGGUACUGUUCCGCAGCUACUGGGAUGAUGUUUUUAUCGUUGUUGGCUAACUAGUGCUGCUACAUUCCUUUUCUUGUGCCGCAUACACAUCUGGGAUGAGGGAGCAGGACUUCCAGUUAAUAAAGUUUUAGAUACUA
Molecule: messenger RNA, 3582 nt
Organism: Sphaerodactylus townsendi
Lineage: Eukaryota; Metazoa; Chordata; Lepidosauria; Squamata; Sphaerodactylidae
Gene: AMOTL1
Product: angiomotin like 1
Exons: 15
Coding region: 186-3110 (974 amino acids)
Biological process (GO): regulation of cell migration; establishment of cell polarity involved in ameboidal cell migration; actin cytoskeleton organization
Cellular component (GO): bicellular tight junction; plasma membrane; cytoplasmic vesicle
Source: RefSeq, a predicted model, not a curated record